UAUACACCGUACCUCAACUUAACAGAGUAACAAUGUCGGUUAAACUGAUAUAUCCAACAUAAAGAAAUGAGCGCACUGCGAUUGUAUUAUGGAAAGUCAUGACACCAUAGAAGGAACGAGCACGAUAUCUGCACUAAAGACUACUGUCACACCGCUUUAUAUAAAUAGCCACCGAAAGCUUUACAUUAACAUUUGUGGUCAAAAGUUUGAGUUGCUACGAGAUACGAUACUAAAGUAUCCUUCUACGAGACUUGGAAAAAUUGUUUUGGGAAAGAGAUUGUCAUGCUCAAAAGGUGUUGCAUCAAGCACACUUUACGAUGGGUACGAUAAAAUUAAAAACGAGUUGUAUUUCGAGCGGGACCCAUCUUGUUUCCAUUUAGUUAUCGCAUAUUAUGUCACAGGGCUACUUCAUGUACCCCGACAUGUUUGCAUCGAAAUGUUUCAGUAUGAAAUCGAAUAUUGGGGCAUUCCCUUCAACCUGGAAAGCUGUUGCCAAGCCUACCACCAACAAGAAUGGGACGUAGUUGAAACUAUGAAGAAAACAAACAAAUUAUUCGAAGAACGAGCUAAAAAAGCUACCUUGGAUGAAUGCUUGGGAUCGUCAAUAAAUUUACGGCCUGAAAGUCGUUGGAGUGUGUGGAAACGUAAAACAUGGGAUUUGUUCGAAAACCACGACUCAUCAAAAGCUGCAACUGUUGUGUCUUUUAUCUCAUCCUUCAUGGUCAUAAUCUCUACGAUAACACUUUGUGUGAACACGCACCCGGACGUUCAAGUAACACUGUCCGAUGGUACGAAAACGGAUAACCCGAAUCUCCUAAUUAUCGAGAUCAUUUGCAUCUUUUGGUUCACACUGGAAUAUCUAUCUCGAGCCAUAGCAUGUCCGAACAAAAAGCAAUUUCUUAAGUCUGUUUUAAAUGCCAUCGACUUGUUAGCAAUUAUGCCAUUCUAUAUCGGAAUUAUAAUCGAAACUUUGCAUGGAGGUGUCGACGAAAAUUUUACUGACGUACGUCGAUUUGUGCAGGCGUUACGAAUCUUCCGUAUCGUUCGUAUUUUUAAAGUAGCACGCCACUCGACCGGCUUGCAAGUGCUCGGUUACACCGUUAAAAAUAGCAGCUCGGAACUAGGACUUUUAUUUAUGUUACUAAUUAUGGGUAUGACGUUAUUUUCCUGUCUUGUGUAUUACGCAGAACAAGAUGAAAAAGAUACAAAAUUCGAAAGUAUCAUUGCAGCGUUUUGGUGGGCUAUCAUCACCAUGACAACAGUUGGUUAUGGCGACAUGUAUCCGAAAACGCCGUUAGGUCAAAUAAUCGGCAGUAUGUGUUGCGUGUCGGGAAUUAUAUUCAUAGCGUUACCUAUUCCGACGAUCGUUAGCAAUUUUUCGGCGUUUUAUAAAGAUCAUAUGAACAAGGAAAAGUUAAGCAAACUCUAUACAAUGGCCGACGAUGAUGUUGAAUCGGAAAAUGGGAGUGAUGUUAUCAUAAAGGAUUCUAAGGAUUCGCUUUUUCAUGUAAACACAAUCCCGCAACCGAAGCUCAGCAUGGCUCAAUUAGAACGACAUGGACACUACCGACGCCGUAUGUCACGCCUUAGCACUGUCGGAGCUUUACCAGAAGAAACCGUGUAAUUGUAGUUCCUAAAAAUAUUUUCGAUUAAUUAUAUUGGUUUUUUUUGGGUCUGCCCGUCCUUUUUAUACCACAUUGCGUACGUCUCGCUACUUGAGGUACCAUUUUGCGUAACAGACAAACGUAUACGGGUAUUAUAAUAUAGACUAGUCGUUGCCCGUGGAAAAAUCCACGG
Molecule: messenger RNA, 1797 nt
Organism: Hydractinia symbiolongicarpus
Lineage: Eukaryota; Metazoa; Cnidaria; Hydrozoa; Anthoathecata; Hydractiniidae
Product: potassium voltage-gated channel subfamily B member 1-like
Exons: 2
Coding region: 89-1624 (511 amino acids)
Biological process (GO): potassium ion transmembrane transport; protein homooligomerization
Cellular component (GO): membrane; voltage-gated potassium channel complex
Molecular function (GO): protein binding; delayed rectifier potassium channel activity
Source: RefSeq, a predicted model, not a curated record